CGGACCAACUAUGGUUGCAAAACUGGUAUAAAACGAUGACUGAAUACAUCCCUGGAAUUGCUUUAUUUGAUGUUUGUAAACAACAUCGUGGGAUCGAAGUUGAUUUAAUUUCUCUGAAACUUUAAGCUAAAACAUAAAUUUUAAAUGUUCAAAAGUGCAUAGUUUACUCUGUAGUAUUGUUGAUGUAAUGGAGUUUCUCACUGGGGGAGGUCAAAAGAACACUGUUCGAGCGGCAUGCAAAAAGUGCGGAUACGCCGGUCACUUGACGUAUCAGUGCCGUAAUUAUCUGAAGAUCGAUGAAACCCGCCAAACCAUUGUACCCGAAGAAAAAAAAUCCAGCAGUGAAUCUCCCGAGCUGAACUACUUGACUCCAUUGCAAGAACUCAGACGCCAAGAAGAGCAGGAAGAGAGCGCUCGAGCGGAAAAACGUGCCGAGAAGGAGCGCAGGAAGGCUGCCAAAAAACUGAAGAAAAAAUUGAAACGCAAACAUUCAACAUCCACUUCAUCCAGCGAGGACUCCGAGGCGGAACGUCGACAUCAUAAAAAGUCUUCUAAGAAGCAUAAAAAAGAAAAGCAGAAAAAAACCAAAAGCAAGAAGAAGAAAUCUCGGAGAUCUUAUUCCAGCAGUAGUGAUUGAUUCUUAUGACAUAUUUAAGGUUGUUUUCUUAAAUAAAAAGUAAGUAUGUAAUUCUGAGGCAGACUUGUAA
This is a messenger RNA of Aedes aegypti (yellow fever mosquito), 707 nucleotides long. Its product is annotated as protein SREK1IP1. The record is from RefSeq and is a predicted model, not a curated record. Gene Ontology annotation, molecular function: zinc ion binding; nucleic acid binding. Lineage: Eukaryota; Metazoa; Arthropoda; Insecta; Diptera; Culicidae. The coding region runs from base 188 to 637 and encodes 149 amino acids. The transcript has 2 exons.